GUGGCUACAGAAAGAGCACUGAAACGGGAAACUCCCACAGGUGGUGAUUUGGAUCCGCUUUUGAUGGUGGGCUGCGCCAAUCCCCGCGCCGUGCUACGCUGUUUCCUUAGCUGCGUUCUUUUGCAGCGAUGGGCAGUCGGCCUUGAGUGGACCCUGGCGUCGCCACGGGCCCGCCGCUGGCUACACGAGGCCACGAUCGCGACCCCAGACGGUAUCAACGUCGAGCUCGUUGAGCAGCAACUUGUUGUGCCCUUGACGCUAAAGCCGGCGCGCGUCGAGCUGCGGAUGCACGACGACACGGUUUUGUGCGUGACGACGCGUACGUUCAAUGGGUCGGUGCCAGCCCCGACGCUGGUUGUGACGCCAGGAGAUCACCUCGUCUUUGAUAUCGCCAACGAUCUGGGGCCUGGCGCUGCCAAUCGCACGAGCCUGCACCUUCACGGCUUACACAUUGGGCACGACGGUGUUGCGCUCGCGCCUGGCUCGAAGCGCAUCUUCAAGUACAUCGUGCCAUCGGAUCACCCAUCAGGGACCUUCUGGUACCAUCCUCACGUCCACGGUCUUCUCAACGCACAGAUUGGUGGGCUCCUCGCCGGCGCGCUCGUCGUUUUGGACCGUCCGGGAGACUUGCCGGCGCAACUGAGCUCAAAGAACGACCACGUGAUUCUCAUCCAAGCCGUUUGUGCCAAGGACUGUGGCCAUGAGCAUGAUGCGACCGCGCGCGCAAUAGAAGGACACAUGGCGGCCGAGCCGUCGGGGCAUUUCAAAUCACGCCUCGAGAGCAACAGCUCGGGACUGUACACCCUUGUCAACGGACUCUCGGUGCCAAUCAUCGAUGUGCAACCAUUUGCCUGGACGCGUCUGCGCUAUAUCAACGCCAUCGCCAACAACUUGGUAGAAAUCGCCUCACCUGCCGCCAACAACUGCACGACGCUGCUCCUUGCGCGUGACGGGAUCACAUUGCAGACGUGGUCGCCUCUUGACGACGCGCUCGUCGUGCCGCCCGGUGGCCGCGCCGACGUAUUGGUGCAAUGUCCGCCACAAACCGAGGACGUUUCCAUCGACGUCGUCAAAGACCUUGCACGAUCACCCGAAUUUGGCCACCACCACCGCGUGCCAUCGCAGCCGCUUUUGCGCUUGCGCAUCGCAAGCGCUCUCGAGCACAUGGUCUCGGCGGUGUCGGCAUGGCCACAGCCAUUGCACGUGAGCUUGCCGUCGUACAUGACGGUGCCACCAGAGCUGCCACGGGCCUGCAACUACAACUAUACAUUUAUCGCCAACGACACUGCGAUGAGUGGCUACGGCGUCAACGGCGAAGCCUUCUCGAUGGAGAGCCGUGACAGCAUUGUUGUUGGAUCGCCGCAGCUGUGGUGCGUGCGUAUUGCUGCCCCCGGUGAUAUCAACCACCCUUUUCAUAUCCACAAUACGCACUUCCACGUACUCGGUCAAGCAGGCUGGCGCGACACGGUGCCCCUGCUCCACGGUACUCUCCAGUUAUGGUUUCGGCCGUCGGUUGUUGGGCCCACCAUGACGCACUGCCACAUUGCCGUCCACGCAGAUAUGGGCAUGGCUCGAGUCGUUGACGUUGAACCAUUAACAUUGUGAUGAGCUGGACGACAUUUCAUUUUUACGAAAUAUCUUGGGACGAACGGGAGCCUCGACACUAAAGGUUUCAAG
Molecule: messenger RNA, 1677 nt
Organism: Saprolegnia diclina VS20
Lineage: Eukaryota; Oomycota; Saprolegniomycetes; Saprolegniales; Saprolegniaceae
Exons: 5
Coding region: 64-1605 (513 amino acids)
Molecular function (GO): oxidoreductase activity; copper ion binding
Source: RefSeq, a predicted model, not a curated record